Molecule: messenger RNA, 1112 nt
Organism: Actinia tenebrosa (Australian red waratah sea anemone)
Lineage: Eukaryota; Metazoa; Cnidaria; Anthozoa; Actiniaria; Actiniidae
Source: RefSeq, a predicted model, not a curated record
GCCAAAGCAAGUUUGCUGUAGUAAUCAUGACCUCCAUUAGGCUCUGGAAGUCCAGAAAGACCGAGGCGAUCAAGGACGUUACCAAGACUGUAUGAAUCUAAGACAUUAAUAAGACACGUGAGCAAGAAGAUUACUUGACUCAUGAAAUUCAUUGGAAAAGGUGGAAAGUUGUUGUUGUUCCAUUUCAGAAUUUUCAAAAGGCCAAGAACUAUAAAGACAGUAUUACUGAAAAAGGACGGAAAAACGGGAGGAGUCAUGGCAGACCUUCAAAGGUUAUGUCCUGUAAAUAUUAUGAACGAAGGUUUAUAGUCUAUCGGAGAUUAACAAAAAGAUGUACCAAGAAUACAAAAGAGGUAUUGGCCCAUUUGUCCUGAAAAACAUGUGACAACAACAAUACACAUAAUUUAUCUUUUCGUCAACUUUAAUGGGAUUUUUUAGUAAAGCUGACAAAUUUUUCAGCAUUUGUUUGUGUUCCUGAUUAGAGCUAGUGAUUAGACUAUUGCCGCUGAAUAAAGUAGACGUCGAAGAAGAAUGGACCAAAUUGCAUCGUAUGAUUGUUGAUCCUUUGAGAAAUUAUUUAGUUGUCACCUUGGUAUGAGUCAUAAAAAUAUGCGUUCACAAUAUGAGUAUAAAUACAGGUUGCUUAUCAUGUCCCAAUGCAACUAGAACAUUGGCUUUAGAAAAAUGGAAGGCGAAAGAAACAUAUUUUUAGAGGCGGCACUAAAAGGGACGCCCGUUAUUACCAAUCCAAAGGAAUAUGACGAAAUGAAACUGAAAAGGAGUAGCUCAUCUGAAGCAAGAAACAAGAGAAAAGAAUCCAGUACGAGAAGUGCUAAAGAGACGGCACCAAAUUCAAGCAAAAUGUUUGAACUUGCCAUAGUAAAAGAAGCUAUACAUAACGUUGGACAGCUGCCUUCCAGAGUGUUACGGUAUGUUCAGCUUAUGGCAAACAAACUUGGACCAAUUGACGAAGCUUACUACACAUCUGUAGGAAAAACUGGAUGCCCCACAAGAGAAGCAGCAAGAAGAAGAAUACUCCGGAGAAUGAAAGAAACAGGAGAACUAAAGGAUGAAAAGUCGUGUACUACAGCAUCAAAUUCCGACAGUAAACU